AUGGCUGACAUUCACCUCGCACAGCUGCAAGUUCGCGAGCCAAACACUCAGACAGCACCGCCUGCAGAACCGGACAAGGUCCAAAAGAAUGCUUCACAAGUAGGUGCAACUGGCACUGCGCGCAGUGACAUGCCUUCAGCGCCGACAACGCUUGCUCAAGAAGCGGCCGUUCCUGCAGCAGCCUUGGAUGUGAUCCUCUCGCCGCCAGUGGUCCUACAUCGCUAUGUGCGCGGCUACGAUACAAGCAUGGUAGUUGAACGGCCAGAGAGGAUUCGGGCUGUGCUCCUUGGAAUCUCUGCGGUGCUUGGAAGACUCUCAGUAGACUUGGCGCUCGGCGCCAUCCAACCCGCGAGCGGGCAGCACAGCAUUGCCGAGUCAGGCGAUUCGAGCGACGAUCUCAUCUCGGCCAUGCAACGGCUCGGCGUCAACACCAACCUACAAGCGCCCAUCGUCCGCACCUUUCUCUGUGACCGAAGCCUUACACUCGACCCACCGCACCCAGCUGUCAAGCUCGUGCACGCGCAUGAGGAUGAGGUUGUCGAUUUUCUGGAGUCCGCUCACGCGCGCGUGCACAGCAAGAAAAACAGACGAACGCAGCGCGAUGUGACGCCUCUGGCGCAGCAAAGUAGCACCGUCAAAGUGGAGGGCAGCGAAGAAGAGUCAGAGGAGGUCAAGACGGGGACUGGCUCACACGCCGAAUAUGUGCAACGCCUCAGCCGAGCCGCUCCUAGCCACGCUCCUCCGCGACCUCUCAAUAGGACGAGUCGAAGUGUCAACUCCACGCCGGCCAAAUCAGGUUCUUGCACGUCCGCAACAUCCAGUGAAAGCGACUCGGAUGAGUCGGAGUCGUUAGGAAUGCGCGCAAGCGAAGUACCGAGCAACCUCAACCAGGGCGACUUGUAUCUCUGUGGGCCAAGCGCUGCGCCCGAGACAGCAUACGCAGUGGACGACGAUCUAGGAGGGUCCGGGGAGGCAAUACGCAAAGCGCUCGGCGCUUGCGCCGAGGCUGUCGAUCGAGUAGUUCAUGCCGCAUCUGCCUUGCAUGGAGGGGAAGCACCUGUUGGCGCUAUGGCCGACCUGGUGGAGGUCAAGCCCGCGGCGGCAACCAAGACCGCGGCGACAAGACCGCCUGCGAGGCUCCCCUCUACGCGGGCUUUUCUGCUCACCCGUCCACCUGGCCAUCACUGCACUGGCAACGCUCCACAGGGUUUCUGUUGGGUCAACAAUGCCGUCGUUGCCGCUGCGCACGCUUAUUUGGAGCAUGGUAUCGACCGGGUUGCUAUCCUGGAUAUUGACCUGCAUCACGGCAAUGGCACGCAGGCGCUGGCAUGGCGUAUCAACGCAGACACGGUGCAAAGCGACUUGCGACGCAACGCGAUGAUCGCAGAGGCGCACCGCUCGCCGCGCGCUUCGUCCAAGACAAAACAACGCAAGUCAGAUGGGGCGUCCGCAACUUCGGCUGCGUCGAUGCCCUCAAUCCCACCCCGAGGCCUCAAGAUCUUCUACGGCAGCAUCCACGACAUUGAGAGCUAUCCUUGCGAGAACGGCGACGAGGGUAUGAUUGUCGCCGCUAGUACAUGCAUCGAGGACGCGCAUGGGCAGUGGAUCUGGAAUGUGCAUCUGCAAAGUUACCAAACGGAGGGGGAGUUCUUUGCGCUAUACGCAUCGCGCUAUAGCAUCCUCUUCGACAAAGCCCGGGCCUUCUUCGCCAAGACGGCGGCGGAUCCGAGGCGAACACUUGUCCUGCUGUCUACUGGCUUUGAUGCGUGCGUGCAUGAGCACGCGAGCAUGCAGCGGCACGGCAAGCACGUUCCGCCAGCGUUCUACCACCGCUUUGCGCAGGACGCGGUGGGGCUUGCGCGCGAGUGCAGCGACGGCAAGCUCAUCAGCGUGCUCGAGGGCGGCUACUCGGACCGCGCGCUGAUAAGCGCAACGAUCGCUCACAUCGCAGGCCUCAGCGUCGAUGCGCCGCUGCCGGCGGUGCAGGCGUGGUGGCAUGUGCCUGAGCUGGUUGCCCUCGAGAAGGCAGCCAAGAAACCAGCGUCCGCAGCCAGAUCUGCGGCUGUUGCAGCGGGCGGUACUGACAGCAGCAGCGCCGGAAGCUCGAAGAGAAAAGCAGCGGACAAUUCCCAACCAUGGCUGCAGCACACCAUGCAGAGCUUCAUCGCGCUCGAGGCGACUUUGCCUAGGCCACCACCGUCAGCGGCUGCGCAGCAUCACACCGGCGGCAAUGCACUAUCAGCUAUAGGUGACACGAGCGUGUUGAAGCUGUCGACGACACCGGGUACAAGAGCACUGCGGGACCGCAGCACCUUGCGGCGCAGCAAGCUCGCCGAGGCUUCCACGACAGCAGCAGUCGCAGGAGCAGCAGGACCGGUGCGGGGAUCGACGGCAAAAGGAGGAGCCUCAGCGACUAAAACAGCGGCGUCGACGCCCGUCGCGGCAACUAAGAUCGUCAAGAUUCCUGUCCCACCGGCGAGCGAUCCUGCGAAGCGCCGGCAAGUGUCGUGGGCGAGCCUCGCAGUGGAUUCUCCGCUCGGCACACCAACGCCUAUCGCUGCUGCGGGCACGGAGCACUCGAGCGCGUCCGUGCUACGAAGCACGCUCGUCGCAGGCGGAACUGGUACAGACGAGCAGCCUCACAACAAUGUUACUACAAUGCAAAGGGGGGAAGGAGGAGCAGGGUCCACGCUGCAAACUAGCGCGGCGAUGGAGGAGGCGCUGGCGCUGCAACUUGAGGGCAUGUCUUUGAAACGGGAGGCGUUGCAGUGA
This is a messenger RNA of Tilletiaria anomala UBC 951, 2772 nucleotides long. Its product is annotated as Arginase/deacetylase. Gene Ontology annotation, cellular component: nucleus. The transcript has 3 exons. The record is from RefSeq and is a predicted model, not a curated record. NCBI's taxonomy places the organism in Eukaryota, Fungi, Basidiomycota, Exobasidiomycetes, Georgefischeriales, Tilletiariaceae. Bases 1 to 2772 code for a protein of 923 amino acids. Gene Ontology annotation, molecular function: histone deacetylase activity.